UUCGCCUUCAGCACCUGGCUCGACUUCUCCUCCGUCAGCACCAUGGUUAACACUCGGCUCUUGCUCCUGUGUCUCACCUGCGCGUUGCUUGUACUCUUGGUGCAUUGUGAGAACUCGUUGGAACCUCGCUCCUUCGACGACCCCAUCAAAACCCAAGAGGAGAAAGAUUUGAUCGAAGCUUUGCAAGAAGUUCUUGAGAAGCUGAAAAAUCAGCGAAUGCCUCCAUCAGAGAAAAAGUUGGGUUGGGUGACCUCGUGCGACGCAGGUGAAGAGUGCGCUCUCCGCAAAGGGUCGAGGAUUGGAAGACUCUGCAGUUGUCCUCGGGGAACGUCCUGCAAUUUAUCCAUCCUGAAGUGCUUGUAAUGACUGAAAUCGUAUGGGGUCUCUUCCUCCCCGAUGCAAGCGACGGUGGCUCUGGAAGCUGCGUUUUCUCUGACCCUAGCACAUUCGGUUUUCGAUCACGAAGGGAAUUACGCCUUGCCAUGAACAACGACAAAUGGUUAUUAUUUGCUAUUUAUUUUG
Conger conger (European conger) is the source of this 522-nucleotide messenger RNA. Its product is annotated as cocaine- and amphetamine-regulated transcript protein-like. Lineage: Eukaryota; Metazoa; Chordata; Actinopteri; Anguilliformes; Congridae. Gene Ontology annotation, molecular function: neuropeptide hormone activity. The record is from RefSeq and is a predicted model, not a curated record. The coding region runs from base 43 to 363 and encodes 106 amino acids. Gene Ontology annotation, biological process: adult feeding behavior; negative regulation of appetite; cellular response to starvation. The transcript is spliced from 3 exons.